AUGAAGAAACAAAAUGUUCGCACUCUAUCAUUGAUUGUGUGCACAUUUACUUAUUUACUGGUUGGUGCCGCUGUGUUUGAUGCGCUUGAGUCUACUACUGAGAGGAACCGAUUUGAAGUUUUGCAAGCUAUCGAAGGCAUGAUCAUCAGGAAGUACAAUAUAACUGAGGAAGACUUCCGUGUGAUGGAGACAGUGGUCCUCAAGUCGGAGCCACAUAAGGCUGGACAGCAGUGGAAGUUCACAGGAGCAUUCUACUACGCUACUACCGUACUUACGACUAUUGGCUAUGGGCACUCAACACCAGCAACGAUCGGUGGCAAGCUGUUCACAAUGUUCUAUGCUAUAGUUGGCAUACCGCUGGGCCUCAUCAUGUUCCAGAGUAUUGGUGAAAGGGUUAAUAGACUUAGUAGCGUAAUAAUAAAAUCAAUAAAGGGCGCUUUGAACUGCAAGCAGACGAAUGCAUCAGAAGUGGACCUGAUCUGUGUGGUGACCACACUGUCGUCACUCACUAUAGCUGGUGGUGCUGCAGCGUUCUCCAAGUUUGAAGGAUGGAGCUACUUCGAUAGUGUCUACUAUUGUUUUAUCACUUUAACUACCAUUGGUUUCGGAGACAUGGUAGCUCUACAAAAGGACAACGCGUUGAACAAGAAGCCAUCAUACGUGAUGUUUGCCCUGAUCUUCAUACUGUUCGGGCUGGCUAUAGUGGCUGCCUGCCUCAACUUGCUGGUGCUACGGUUCGUCACCAUGAACACUGAGGAUGAAAAGAGAGAUCAGGCACAAGCUGAACAGGCGCAGCAAGUAGCAGUGAGACUAGAAGGCGACGUGAUCACGGCGGACGGCGCCGUGCUACGGGGAGUGUCGCGCGGCACACGCCUACCUGCUGACCCCAGGCAGAUUACUGCUGGAGAUACCUCGCUAGUGCCGCUGUAUGUAGAUGAGGAGUACGCGCCCAGCGUCUGCAGUUGUUCCUGUAAUUGCUUCGGACCAAACAAGUCAAUACCAUAUCGCGACCCACUGUCGCCGGUACCACCAACCAACAUCAGACAAAUCAAAUCAAAGAACUAUCGCGAACUCGGUAGCAUACCGCGCUACAUUGAAAAAUCAUCAUCGAAGAACCGGUCGCAGUCUCUGCGACUAAAUUCAGCCUCAGGCUACUUAUACAUGAAUGCAAAAACCAAUGACUUCCAACUAGAACCUGAGGAUUUCAGAGAAAUGGUCACUAAGAGACGAGAACAGCUCCGGAGAGGCAUGAUGAUGUAUGAAAUGAGGUGUAAUAACAACGAACAGUACCUACAUCCCUACAGACAUAGUCUGAGCACUCGGCUAGAGACCAGCCCUCAUAGUUCCUCGCUCUACUCCAUGAACAUGAGGUCAGAAAACCGCAGCAACGACCCGCUAGUAGACGAUUACGACUCGGAAAAGUCCAGCUACGCGAAAAAGAAACUCAUGAAGAACAUAGCUAGGAACACCAGUAACAAACGAGUAGAAAACUACUUCUACGACGAUGCUGUACUGCAUUUCGAUGACGAAUACGCCUUCGACGGCUCAAUACUCUUCGCUAAGAGGAGAAAAUCUAUAGACAGGAACUGGGAGGACUAUACAUGUGAAAUGCCGCGAACCCACGGACCGGAUCAAGUGUCGAACGACGGUAGCUACGGGUACUACCUGCCCGACGACGAGGAGCAGGACCAGUACUUCGUGAACGAUACCCUCACGUUCCAACUGCCCCCCCACCGGGCCAGCAUAUAG
This is a messenger RNA of Spodoptera littoralis (African cotton leafworm), 1749 nucleotides long. The record is from the annotation of a GenBank genome assembly. NCBI's taxonomy places the organism in Eukaryota, Metazoa, Arthropoda, Insecta, Lepidoptera, Noctuidae.